AUGGAUAAAUAUGAAGCGGUGAAGAACCUGAAAAUUAUUUCCGCCAGUAUUGACGAACACAAGACAUGUGCAGGCAGGUAUAUGGACCACCGAAGUGGUACAAACGAAGCAAUUAAAAAAAAAAACAUGAAGAACAAAUAUUUGCAGUUGUUGAAGCAUACGACGAAUACACGUAAUUGUGGUGAUGCGAUCAACAAUCGGAACUGUCGUCAUUUGGAUCACUUGUCCUCGAAGGAGGAGUUUAAUCCACCCCCCUGUAAUGACUGCGUGAAGAAUUCAUCUAUGAGGUUAAAACAUGUGGAGACCUGUGAUGAAGGUGGCAAAUUGGGCGAGACAAGAACUAGCGCAGAGUUCAUAAGAUAUUGUAAUGACCCAGUUGAGGAUGCGAAUCCGUCUACUGGGCUUUCUAUUUCUAAGAGGAAAGUAUGCGCCCAAGAAAAUGGCCCCCCAGGUGGAAACACAAAAGGGAAGGAAAAAACCAACCUGAUUAGCUUCUACAAGUACAACAAUUUGACUAAUAAGAAUAAGCGACCAGGGAGCGUGGACGCUACUGCAGGAGGUCUGGUUGGGUUACCACCAGAUGAUGAGCAAUACACAGUUAAGUGCAGCUUGAAUUCCUUAACCUGGAAGAGGCUGCUAAAGAAAGGGUGCGGGUCGUCACAGGAAAACAGCAGCACUUCGUCCGCUAGUAAAAUAUGCCAUGUUGCCUCGAAUGAAGAUACAGAAUCGUGUAAAUUGUAUAGGGAGGAUGUGCCACGAAAGAGCAGUAACUACGCCGUUAAAAAUGGCGCAAGAGGAGGGAAAGGCAGCGUAGCCAAAGCGGGGCAGCCGCACCUCGUUGAUGUGGCGAGAAGAGAACCAGCAGAGAGCGCCCUCAUAAACUGUUUCCUGAAAGAGCGUCUUGGCAAUGGAGUCGUGAGUAGUCGCUUGGGCAGGGGCAGAAGCCAGGGGGACGACUCGAAUGGAGACCCUACUACACCAAGCAGAAAAGGGAAAGCAUCUUCGGAGGAGACACCACCGAAUUAUUGCCUCGGACAAGCAGGCACUAAUGUUGACCCCACACAGACGGAUAGGAACCUCGGCAAGCUGUUCAAAUGUUCCAUUAAAACUUACAGCAACGGUUCUUGCAAUUCAGGUGACAGUGAAGUCCCCUUCAGUGAUGAUCUCGUGAAGGGGAGUUGUAUUUUCUAUCCUCGUGAUGCAGGCACGAACGAUCGGAAAGGUGAAGAGGGUCCCAACUGCAGGUUCUGUAUGCGUAACAGAGACACACGUGCAGGAAGCGAUUCGAUCAGUUAUGGGGAACACGCGGCCGUUUUAAGGAACAAACAGAGAAACAACACAAGAACCGUAAAGAAGGGUUCAGAGGAACUGCACACCGAAGGUCCACUAAGGGGGGGAGCAAGUGGUGGACAGGAAGACACACACACAGGUAGCACCCCUGCUCGGAAGUACCCCUUGCAGGGGAAGAGUGCGUCUUCCUGUGAACAGAAAGAACAUAUUUUACACGUGGAAGGAAAAAUGCUACGUGGAAAUAUGAACGCGUCGAAAAAGGCCCACAGCGAUUCGAUGCUUCCCUCCUGCAAAAAAUUGACGACGAGCGAAUUUCGUAGUAGAGGAAAAAACACCAGUGCAGGUAACGUUGCUGAGUGUAUAUGGCGAAGUGAAGGGAUGGUGAAGUCACGUAGGAGGGCGAAGAGUAGAGACCCAAAAGGGGAGGGUGAACCCUUGGGGCAAUCACAUAACGACACGAGUUGCUUCUACAAGUGGAGCCACAAAAAUGGGAGAAAACAAGGAACACGAAAAAAUAAAAAACUUGGGACGUUUACAUUUUACAACAAAUUCAAGUUAAUGAGAAUUACAAAGAAGAAAUCCAUUUUCUGCUACAGUGAGUUUGUGGAGCCGUGCACCCGAUCCGACAGGGGGGAAUCGAAGGAGGAAGUUCCAAGUGAUUUGCGUAGGAAUUUGUCUCAUUAUCGUGACGAUGAAGUGGUACUGGAAUGCCCACUUGACGGUAUUCCUAGUGGUAGAAUAAACAGAGGAAGGACCCUCCAACUGCAAGCAAAGGCAAAGACGUACCUCUCGUUUUGUUGCCGCAAAACGAAUCAGGAAUCUUCAUCCGUCCCUGUUUUAGGAAACGAAUAUUUUAAUUUUUCCACUUUAAAAAAAUAUAAAAGUCUAGACAAGGUGUUAACAUGCGUUCGGGCUAACUCUGGUUAUGUUGUGCGCUGCAGGGGGGAGAAGAUGAUCACCAAGGUUGUGGGGUCAAACGGGGAAAAAGGGUUCGUGAGGCAGAUGGAGGAGGAGACGAAGAAGAAGAAGAAAAAAAAAAAGGAGAAAAACGGAGCGGCGAGCACAUGCGGCAGAGUUUGCUCUCGUGGGGCGGAAACUGGGGGGCAUUUUCCUCCCCGCCGCUCGUGGUCGAAGCGUGAUAAAAGCAGGCACACAAAUGGAGGCUGCAACGAUCGUUCCUGUUCUACCUUGUUUAGCUGUCAUCGGUGUGGGGGAACUCAGAACAGGGCUCCCUCCUUAGCGGCAGAAAAAAAGUUGAAGAAGAGCAGGCAAAGUACAUUCAGCGAAAGGAUUUCUGGAGGGAAGAAUCAGAUACGUUCCUCCCCAGUCGGCGGUCCACAUUGGGGGCGCAGCGGGAGGGAUACUCGUGUAGGUGGUGUGGAAGAACCCCAUUUUGGUAGGACGAAGGCACUGUGUGAGGAUCAUUUGGCAAACUCUAUCACAACGGGCAAAAGGGGUAAGUUCUCUUUUUGCAGUGACAGGAAGCGGCAGUGGUUGAACGUGAGGAAGGAGAGGAAAAGGAAGACGAGGGGUAAGGCGAAUAAGCGGAACGUGGUGAAUAGGAAGUGCAUAGAUCAUAGGAGUGGCUCGAGACACAAAGCGAGGAGGGAGAAAAGCCAAGUGGGAAAGGAGCAACAAGGACCAUUCUUCUCUCUAUUCGAGGAUAAGCAAGAUGAAGGGAUCAACCAAAGUAGGGGGAAGAAGAAAAAAAAAAUGGGCUCUAAAAACGGGGGGGAGACAAGCCUGGAAAGACUCCAAAAAAAUUGCUUGUCAUCCUAUAAUCUUGUAGAGGAUAAAAAUUGCCUCGAAGAGAGCGCAAUAAAGUACGUGAUAAGUGUGUACCGGCGGGAAGGGGUCCAGGAGGAUAACUGUGAAAAGGGCAACAAGCCAAUCCGAAUGAAGGAAAAACGCAGUAAAGACGGAAGAGCCAAGCUGCAGGACGAGGAUAUGCCCCAUUUGAAGACGACCCCAUGCGUAUUAAGUUCCUCCGUGUGUAUUAACCCCAAUUGUACGUACUACAAUAAGUUGUAUUGCAUCGUAGGGUUGAUCUACUGUGGAGAAAAGUCGCAAGUUUAUAAAUGUAUGAACGUGCUUAACAAGAAGACCUAUGCAAUGAAGGUGAUUAUGAGAGAAGAGAGAGAUGAUCAUCACAUGAACGAAUUUUACCAGAAGUAUUUAUUUUUAAAACAGAACAGACACAGGAAUGUAAUUCCUAUAUAUGAUGUUUUUGACGAAGAAAACUACAACUUCAUCGUCAUGGAGUAUUGUGAGGGGUGCACUUUGCUGGACUAUUUUAUGUCCCUCGUUCCUGGAUCCCUGGAGGUUCGGGAGAUUAAGUGUAUCAUGAAGAACCUUCUACUCGGGUUGGACUUUUUGCACUCCAACAAUAUCAUCCAUAGGGAUAUUAAGCUGGAAAAUAUUAUGUUUAAGAGGAAGCGGAAGAGAGACUACGAGGGUGAAGAGUUUGGCUCGUGUGCACUGAGGGGUCUCCAGCGAAGCGGUAUGGAGAGGGGGGGCCAGGUUAAUCGCGCUUUACGUGUUGGUGCUCUUCCAGGGGGAGCCACCUCCGGGGAGUCCCUUCCUAGUGGUUUCCCCUCCAGUGGGGUCUACUCGAACGGCCUGUCCUCCCAUGGGAUAUUCUCCUCCAGUGGGUGCUUCUCCAGUGUAUGCUUUUCCAAUGGGGUCUUCUCCAAUGAAGCACUUUCCAAAGAGGUUCCCGCGUGCACCUCGUUGGAGGGACCGGGUAGACGCACAUCGACAGUGUUGUCUGCCCACUCGAAUUUUUGCGGCUCCUCCGAAGGUUCCUCAGGAGGUUCCUCCAUAACGGUAAACUCCUUUCAUUCCCAUUGCUGCGAUAGGGAAGACUACCGAUCCAUGAAAAGGGGGCAACACAACUUGGAUCGAAUGAGCCACGAAGGGAACUACAUGCAGGCCCUUCUCCUUAUGAAGGGGUACAGGUCACCAAAAAAGGGACAGAAAAAUAUUUCCCUGUUGAGGUUCGAAAAGAACGAAGGAACUAGAUGUUCCACAUUUAGAGAGCUUACAAAAAAUUAUAUUACAAAGAAGAGAAGAAGAAAGGAGGGAAACAACUCUUACAACGAUCUGUGCUUAAUCGACAUGGAUAUGAUGGAAAAAGUAAAGUCAAGCAAGUUUAGCCCCAACAGAAGGUCCGAAGUCAUAUGUGGAACGGCCCCCUACAUGUCUCCUGAAUCGCUAGAUGGGAUCAUCUCCACAGCUAACGACGUAUGGUCCUGUGGUGUCAUUUUGUAUGCUCUCAUGGAUGGUCGUUUCCCAUUUCAGAUAAGUAAUGAUAUGCCUGUUUCGUUGAAGAAGAAGAUUUUAAUGCACACCAAGCCCAACUUCGAUCCGUUCAUUUGGCAGGACCACCCCGAUGUGCUCGACUUGUGUCUGAAGCUGUUGGACCCCAACCCGUUCACACGCAUACAGAACGCCAGGGAGGCUCUCAUUCAUUACUGCUUCGCCGAUAUGGUGUAG
Plasmodium coatneyi is the source of this 4785-nucleotide messenger RNA. Its product is annotated as Ser/Thr protein kinase. Lineage: Eukaryota; Apicomplexa; Aconoidasida; Haemosporida; Plasmodiidae. Gene Ontology annotation, molecular function: ATP binding; protein serine/threonine kinase activity. The transcript has a single exon. The record is from RefSeq and is a predicted model, not a curated record. Gene Ontology annotation, biological process: protein phosphorylation; mitotic DNA damage checkpoint signaling. The coding region runs from base 1 to 4785 and encodes 1594 amino acids. Gene Ontology annotation, cellular component: cytoplasm; nucleus.